AGUCAUCAUCUCGAUGUAGAGCGCGUUCGUACGCCUAUAAAAGAUUGCAAGACUCGUCCUUCCUGGAGAACUGGAGAAACAAAAACUUGCAUAGUCUUUCCUAAUCUUAAGUUGAAUCCAACGGUACAGCUAAAUUUCGGUUCACUCCCUAGUAAAGAAACCAGGUGCAUUAAUGGACAUGAUCUCAUCAGCAAAAUGGGUAUCUGAUUUCGAAAUCGAAGAUCCUACUUUCAUCAAUCAAUACGAAAUGAGCUCCCGGGACUACUCACUUGAUGAGCUCAAUUUCCUAUCUUUCUCAUCUGAGAGCUACUCAUCCUAUCCAAAUUUCACCCCAAAAGCCGACAACUUCAGCAAAGCAUCCAUCGAAAAUCUUCAUCAGAUGUACGGGACUCAUGAAAGGCCAGCAAAACAGCCUAAGAACAACACUAAUAGUUGGAACUCUUGCUCCACUGACCACAUAAUUACUGCCAAUGCUUCUUCUUCCUCCUCUUCACACCUAAUUUCUUUUGAAAGCUCCAACUCAUCACCCCCAACCACUUCUCAGCAGUACUAUGGUCUAGAUUGCAGAGUUAUCAACCCAAAGAAUGAAGUGGAAUAUUCCAAUGGGAAAUUGAACCCUCGAGCUUUGAUUUCCCAAGGUAUCUAUGACCCCCAAACAUGCUCACCGAAACAUGGACAGGGGAUCAAGAGGGCGGCUACGGUGACUAAAAGUCCUUUAGAUGCUCAAGAUCAUGUUCUUGCUGAGAGAAAGCGCCGAGAAAAUCUCAGCCAGCGGUUCAUUGCUCUAUCUGCCUUACUUCCAGGCCUGAAGAAGACGGACAAGGCUUCGGUCCUCGGAGAUGCGAUCAAGUACGUGAAACAUCUUCAAGAACUUACGAAAAUGCUGGAGAAACAAGCAGCCAAGAAAACUGUGGAAGCGGUGGUGUUUGUGAAGAGGACUCAGUACUCAGCGGAUGAUGAUAUAUCCUCAUCCGAUGAGAACUCCGAGAGCUGCUCUAACCAGCCACUACCAGAAAUCGAAGCAAGAGUUUCGGACAAGGAGGUCCUCAUACGAAUCCACAGCGAGAAAACUAAAGGAUCUUUGGCAAGCAUACUGAGUGAAAUAGAAAAGCUUGAUCUCACCAUUGUUCACAGCUGUGCCUUGCCCCUUGGCAAUUCAACUCUAGAUAUCACUGUAGUUGCUCAGAUGGAUGUAGAAUUCAGAAUGACAGUGAAAGAUCUUGUAAAAAAUCUAAGACAGGCUUUGCUCAAGUUGGUGGGACCAGAAAUAUGAAGUUCUGAAGUUCGCUUUGUGCCCUAGAGUUGGAGAUAGAUAGGAAUAAAUCUGACAGUUUCUUACGCAUGUAUUUUUUUUCCCUUUUUUCCCUUUUUGGUGGUUUUUUUCUGGCUUUUAAGACCUUUGGAGGAAACAACAGCCAUUGUACUCAUGCUGCUAGCAAGGCUUUAUUUUGCAGGAGGGUUUUUUCCUUUGUGAGUUUUGCGUGGUUGACCGGUUAACCGCGUUCGAUUACCCUCGUGCUAUAUAUGAAAACCUAGCUGCAGGUUUUGUUUUUAUUUUUUGUGGAGGGCUUUUGUGUAAACUUCCUUCGUAAUCUAUUGUCACUUAAUGGUUAAUUGUUGUUGUUUUAUU
Messenger RNA from Malus domestica (apple), 1630 nucleotides. Its product is annotated as transcription factor bHLH18-like. The record is from RefSeq and is a predicted model, not a curated record. Gene Ontology annotation, molecular function: protein dimerization activity. Lineage: Eukaryota; Viridiplantae; Streptophyta; Magnoliopsida; Rosales; Rosaceae.